UACUUGGGUUGCUUUACGGAUGCCAUCCCCAGGGUGCUAAAUCGCAAGACAGAAAACCAUGCCCAGAUGACACGUGAGAGAUGUGUGGCAUUCUUCGAUGGCUACAAAUUUUAUGGUGUCCAGUAUUCUACUCACUGUUUCUGUGGAGAUAGCUUUGAAAACCCGAGUAAAAGUACUCCUGAAUCGGAAUGCAACGGAAAGUGUGGCGGGAGCGGCGAUAUGUGUGGAGCCUACGCUAGAAGCAGUGUUUUCGUAAAA
Molecule: messenger RNA, 258 nt
Organism: Bipolaris maydis ATCC 48331
Lineage: Eukaryota; Fungi; Ascomycota; Dothideomycetes; Pleosporales; Pleosporaceae
Source: RefSeq, a predicted model, not a curated record